Messenger RNA from Pyrus x bretschneideri (Chinese white pear), 571 nucleotides. Its product is annotated as gibberellin-regulated protein 1-like. The transcript is spliced from 3 exons. NCBI's taxonomy places the organism in Eukaryota, Viridiplantae, Streptophyta, Magnoliopsida, Rosales, Rosaceae. The record is from RefSeq and is a predicted model, not a curated record. The coding region runs from base 105 to 419 and encodes 104 amino acids.
AAUGAAAACCACAUAGUAAUACCACUCCACGUUAAGCUUAGUUUCAAUUAGGUUUGAGACGAAUAUAAUUAAGGAAAUAAUUAAAUCUCGUUAAUCAGCUAGCCAUGGCGGCCAUCUCGACCUCAUCAAGGGUUGUGAUUGUUUCACUACUCGUUUCCCUUCUUGUUCUCACACCCGUCGAAGCUGAUGAGACGGUAAACAACAAUCCAGAACAGACUUCUCUCCUCAAGAAAAUAGACUGUGGCGGAGCAUGCAGUGCUCGAUGUCGUUUAUCAUCGAGGCCUCAUCUGUGCAAGAGGGCAUGCGGGACUUGCUGCCAGCGUUGCAGCUGUGUUCCACCGGGUACCGCCGGCAAUCUUGAGACCUGCCCGUGUUACGCCACCCUCACCACCCACGGCGGCAGACGCAAGUGUCCUUAAAACAAUCCUCUAUCUUGAAACUCAAACAAACGUGCUCAUAUGGGGCAUGCAGGUGCUGUAUAUAUGGGAAUUGAAGGUGUUCAUGCCUUCAGAUGAAUAAAUAGUAUGUUUCGAAAUAAAUAAAAAUGUCACUGUGUGUUAUUAAAGCUACA